Phaeodactylum tricornutum CCAP 1055/1 is the source of this 2944-nucleotide messenger RNA. RefSeq lists its product with no specific name. NCBI's taxonomy places the organism in Eukaryota, Bacillariophyta, Bacillariophyceae, Surirellales, Neidiaceae. Bases 1 to 2868 code for a protein of 955 amino acids. The transcript is spliced from 6 exons. Gene Ontology annotation, molecular function: ubiquitin-protein transferase activity. The record is from RefSeq and is a predicted model, not a curated record.
AUGCCAACACUAAACGGAGACAAUAACAGAAACAAAUCAGCGGCAGCCCACAACGAAGCGGAGAAAGCAAAGCCCUUCAUUAUGAGCCAUCGCAAUUAUAACGGCGGUCGACGUCACGAUCAUCGUCCCGAAAAGCGACCCCGACCAGAGAUCCGAUCUUUCCCGAACGGCAGCAACAACCAAUCACGGGGUCCCUUACAGAAUAGUGAUUAUCAUCAUCACCGCUACAACCCAUCACGGAGACCAACUGACACGCAUUAUGAACCAUCGCUUCCGUCGCGCGAUCACCAUCGCGGCGGGAGAGGGCCGUAUAGUGCUGAUAAUGGUGCCUCAUCCUACCGUCAAACAACUCACAGGCAGCGGACUACUGCACCACCAUCCUCAUUCCCGCUAUUGCGGCACAACGACCAAGAACGCGGUUUGAAUAGAGAUUGGGACCGCCGGCAAGGUGGCGCAGAUCACUCGCAACAAACGGUAUCAGCUUCGGCGUCGGCGUCACACGGAGAUCCGCAAAAUCGCCCUGUUGGGAACACAAGCGACGAUACUAGGCUCGAGCCCAGUUCCGAUUCCCAGCCGUCGUCAGCCAAUCUUAAGCAUCAUGACGCGCCCGUACUGGUACCACCAGACGAAUGGGCAGCCAUGACGCAUGACGAGAAGCUCCAAAAUAUGCUCGCUUGCCGCGAUUUGGUUGCACUAGGCUUGCCCGCUUUAAAUUAUCGUCAAAUCGAGCAGCGAUACCCGCUCGCUGUAGACGAGACCAAAAACGCGUUACGUGCCAAGCUCCAACAGCAAGAUGCGGUGCGAGUUCGGGAAAUUCAAGAAAGAUACGAAUCGGAAAGCGACCAGUACUCGAGCGACGACAUGCAACGAAACAUGGUGGUAUCGAAACCUACGCUGGGUCCACCAAAGGAUUUUGUGGCCGCAUUCGUAGCGUUCAUAGAAGCGCUUCCCGAGUGUCUCCCUCUCACUUUGGGCUUUCACAUUUCGCUGGGCUCCGAUGACUUUUGCUUCUGUCCCUGCGGAAAGCGCAUGCGCACUUGGCGCGCACAAUUCCGUCUCAGCGUACCGGAAUGUCAAGGGAGUAACAAAGGUGGUACAGGUGGCCGUGCUCACCACGGUGGCAAGGCACCAAAGGCAUUGCUCUGUCACGUCGACGCCAAGCAAUCUUGUGUCUGGCAUUGGAUUGUCGGCACAUACUUAAGAAUCCUAUACAAAGAAUAUUGGAAAGACUCUCAAGGAAGGCCAAUCGUAGGACAUAAAGCUCUGUAUGAUGUCAAUGGAAAAGCAUGCAAGGUAGCAGAGAGGAUGGAGCAAGCGGAGAUUAUGAGACAAAUCCAGUAUCUUCACACACUGUUUGAAAAAGAGAAAGAAAAAGCAGAAGAGCUACAGAGAAGAGCUCAGCACUUUGAGGAAUUGGCCAAGACUACCGACCGUGCCAAAGAUUACCAACUCGAAGCCGACACAGAAGAUAGCCUUUUGAAGCAUUUCAAACUCGACAAAAGAGAUUCCGCGAAGAAGGUUGUAUUGACGGACAGCGAGAAAGAUUCCUUCAGCUUGAAACGCUCCUACUUUUUUGAUUUGUGUCGGCGCGCCCUCCGUUGCAGAAAAAUCGAAAGUACAGCUUCAAUCGAUCUUGAUGUUGAUCAUGGUUUCUCACUUCAGGAAUGUUUUGAAUUCUGGAAACAAUCAAAGGACGAAAGCCACCGGUUUCUAUUCUCUAAUCUAAAGAAGAACGAAUGUGGAGUGUGGCUAAAUCGUUGGAAUAUUCAAUUUUCUGCUGCCAUCAACACGAAGGCUGAGAAAUGGGAAGAUCAAGACAGUUUGGUGGCCGUAGACGACGGCGGGCCAACUCGGGUUUUUGUCUCGGAAGUGUGGCGGCAAUUGCCAGCGUUGAAAGCUCAUCAUCGAGGAUUUGAUGUAAGCCUUUUCGAUAGCGACCAAAAGGGAGGCAACGUUACACCUUGUGGUAACGAUUGGCUCCAAAGCAAAUUUGGAAAGAACGCUGAAAUUGAAGAGAUUCGCGCUGCGCUCCGUCCUUACUAUAGAGCGGUCGGACGAAUCAUGCUGCAUUGUUUUUUUCAUGACAUUCCACUGGCAGCACACACGAUGCCACCGUUGCUUCGACACUACCUACUUCGCGGUGUAAGUCCAAUUGAUAAAGGCUACCCAUUGUCUGAUUUAGUCACCGACGUAGUCAAAAUGACGAAUUUAAGCUCAGCCGAUAACCCUGUUGUCGAGUUCGUGGAAAUGUGUGGCGAUGACGAAGAAGCAGAAAAUACAGAAGACAACUUUCGCUUAAUGGCUCAUAAACGGUUCAUCGAGGAAAGCGACAUUUCGCUUGAAGCUCUUAAAGAGGGGCUUACUCUGGACGGAGAGGUUGAAAUUUCUUUCCUUUACAGACCGCUAUCGAUCAGUGCUCUUAACGAGAUCCUUUUUAGCCGUGAGCAGGUCACGGCGAAAGAUCUAUGCUCCAUCAUUGAAGUUCAGUACGAUGAUAGUGUCGGACAUGAAGCCGUUGAGAACCAGAAAAGUAUACUUCGGCUCGAAGAGGACAAGGAAGGCAAAUUGAUCUGGGUCGGAGCUUUACCUGAAUUAAUUUACCGGCGUGCGCGAACAGAGCCUGAAUAUCCACGGCGGGUUCUAUUCUUCGCUACUGGCCUGUUGUACCUCCCCUACCAGGGUGUGAAAUUGAUCGUGGAAUUUAACAUUGAGGAACUGGCUGCCGAAGACUCCCUGCCGGUCGCGCACACUUGCACAUACGUGAUGAAACUUCCUGGUCUCGCCUACAAUGGGAGUUCGGAGACGCUAGAAGAACGGCUUGAUUACAGUAUGUGCAACAGCGACAAAGUUGGCUUUGACAUUUCGUAAAUCUUCGGUUGAGACACAAAUUUGCGUCAAGACGUACACAAAGACAGUAAAACAGUAAAUACUUUAAUCAGGACUA